Pedinophyceae sp. YPF-701 is the source of this 3282-nucleotide messenger RNA. The record is from the annotation of a GenBank genome assembly. NCBI's taxonomy places the organism in Eukaryota, Viridiplantae, Chlorophyta, Pedinophyceae.
AUGGCAGCGGCCGCGACCGCAGAGGGCCCCGGCGCCAGGGCCCUCGACCUCGACGACGACAGCCUCGGAAGCAGGCAAGACUCCUUCGCGUCCCAGGAAGAGCGCCAAGCCGACCGUAGGAGGGUGCACGGCGGCGCCUCGAGCCGCCUCAUUGCCCUGGACAGCCCGAACGCCGUCGUGGACUACAGGGCGAGCGUGGCGGCGCGCGCGGUGCCGGAGAGGGCCGCGAAGGAGCUCCCGGCGGUGGUGAAGUGUCUGCUGUGUCUGGCGGCGCAGGGCAACGAGGCGGGGACGAAGCAGAUCAUCAAGGACAUCGACCGCGCGAACCGAGCGAAGAGAGGCCAGUGGGACGACGGACGCAUGUCCGGGCACACGCCGAAGCCGGUCAGCAGGCGCAUGCUCGCCGGCACGUCGCGCCAGAGCAGGCAGCAGAUGCUCCGGAGCGGGCACUCGCGCGCCUCCGGGCUGGACGCCCGCCCCAUGGUUGGGGUCUCGAGCCGCUCGAUCGCCCUCGGGGGCAACGGCGAGACCACGCCGCUCUCGCGCCGCGCCACCGUGCCAGCGAACGUCAUGGCGAACUUGGCGGCCGAAGCGAGCGACGGUAAGGUGCUGAGCCGACCGGGGUCGCGCCGACGCCUCGCGUCCGGCGCCUCGCGCCCCUCGGACGCCACCAGGACCAUCAACACCAGGGGCGCGAACAUCCCGGAGGGCGACGAGGGCGCCGAGGAGGACCGCCGGCAGACGUCGCGCGGGCGGAGCCUCUCGCGGCGCCGCAUGCACCUCGGCGACGGCGGGCUGGCCGCGGAGGACAGCGCCGUCCUCGGUGCGCCGUCGGUCAAGUCCGGCGCGACGAACCGGUCGGUGCAGUGGUGGAACCGCUCGCGGCAGCGCAUGGAGUUCUCGGACGUGCGCGCCUCGCACGACGACGGCCGCGCCGCGCACGUGCGGGCGGGCGCGUCGCGCACGCGCCUCAACGUCUCGGCGUCGCGCGGGGCCGGCGACGGCCCCGCGGCGCGCGAGCGCGAGCUGACGCGCGUGCAGUCGCACCAGAUCAACGUCGACGAGAUCCGGCUGUCGACGUCGGAGGGCGAGGCCACCAAGGAGGCGCGCCCCGUCGGGCCGUCUGCGGGGUCGCACGCGGGCAGCCGGGUGUCCCGGGGCGCGUCGCUGCGCGACAUGUACGAGCGGCGGUCGCAGUCGCCGCCCGCGCGCCUGCAGCGCGACCUGAGCCGCCACGAGCGCAACGCGGCGCCGCAGCGCGCGUCGUCGCGCGGUGGCAACAGCAAGCGCAUUCCGUCGUUCAAGAACACGCGACUCGGGCGGCAGAUGCGCAACCGGCAGCUGAGCGCGGGCGAGGGCGAGAUGCGCGCCCUGACGCGCAACGGCAGCAGCAGCAAGACCGGCUCGGCGAACCUCGACGCCGAGGACGCGCUGCGCAAGGUUCCGUCGCGGCGCCAGAGCUCGGGCCGGCGCGACCUGACGCGGAAGAGGAGCUCGAGCGGGCGGACCGCGAAGGACCUGGGCGCGCGCGAGGAACAGAACAGCCGCGUCGCGGGGUACUUCGCGCAAGCGGAGGGCGGGCACCGCGGCAGCCUGGAGCGCCGGCGGUCGAGCGGGCGCGUGCGCGACGCGCUCCCGCGCGCGAGCUCGUCGCGGAGGAGCGGGCGCGCGGCGAGCUGGGUGCCCGAGGCGGACGCCGUCGAGAAGCGCGCCUCGCAGGGCGGCAACAAGGACGCAGACUGGCGCGGCGCGUCCCGGGUGUCGUCCGCACGCCGCAGCGGCCGGGCCGCGAGCUGGGUGCCCGAGGCGGACGCUGUCGAGCAGCCCGCGCCGGUCGCGCAGCCGCCGGAGCGCAGCGUUGUCGCGUCGGCGCGGAACAGGCGGUCGCAGGACUGGCGCGCUGCGCCGCGCGCUGCCCCCGACGCGGGCGACGCGGGCCCGAGCGAGGUGCACCGGAUGGCGGCCAUCAAGCAGGCCGUGGAGAACUCGCCGGCGGUGCAGCACAAGACCGCGCCGGGCCGCACGCUCGAGCGCAAGGAGUCGACGUCCAAGCGGCUGGUUGUGUCGCCGCCGCCGCGGGCGGCGUCGCCGGCGGGCCCCGCGACGCCCAAGCCGCAGCCCGAGUCGAAGGCGGAGCCGGAGCCGGAGCCGCGGAGGUCGGUGUUCAGCGCCAGCGCGUCUCUGCGGACGAUGAGCCUGCAGCGCGCGGCCGCGGAGCCGGAGAUCACGUCGGCGAGCCCGCAGCCGCUGGCGCGGACGCUCUCGCGCAAGAAGAGCAGCGCGGCGGGGUCGUCGGCGCACGUCAAGUCCUCGCCCGGAACCCAAGCCGGCAGCGCGGCCGAGUCGCACCGCGAGGCCGCCGCCGACGGCUCAAAGCAGCAGAGCUCGCCGGGGCUCUCGAAGCAGGCGUCGUUCGCGGAGCGCGCGGCGUCCUUCAAGAAGGGCCUGUCGUUCAAGCGCAUGGCGUCCGGCGCGUCCGCGGCCACGGAGGACUCGCAGGUGACGACGGACUCCAAGGCGUCGGGGGAGAAGAAGAAGCGGCGCGGCGGGCGCGCGGAGCACGAGGCGAAGAUGAAGGCGCGGCGCGAGCGGCUCAAGCAGAAGGAGGAGAAGAAGCAGCAGCAGGCGGCGCAGGAGUCGAACGCGGAGUCGAAGUUCAAGGCCAUGUUGGCCGGGAAGAGCAAACAGGGCAUGGCCGGGUCGAUGGAGGCGGUCAUGGCGCGGCGCGAGCUGCGCUCGGAGCGGCUCCUGCGCGUGCAGACGCUGCGCAAGCGCAACAACACCAGCGAGGACCUCGGCGAGGCGGUCUCGGCGGCCGUGUCGUCGCGCGCGCUGCUGUCGAAGCGCAGCGGGCUCGAGAGCCCCGGCGGAGGCCGCUCGCGGUCGCCCGCCGGCAGCCACUACACGGAGAGCGACUCCGGGAGCGACACGGGCUACGAGUCGGUCGCGGAGGACGUCGAAGCUGGCGGGCAGAGGCGGCCGGUGCUGUCGGUGGUUGAGGACGCCGGGAGCGAGGGCGAGCGGCCGUCGACGUUCUCGAGCGUCGCGGGGCGCAUGGCGGAGGAGUCGCGGAACGGCGGCGGGCACGACGACGCCCUGCGGGCGGCCUCGAGCCGCAGAAUGAUGCCAGGACCUUUCAUCAAGGUCGACGGGAAGGGCAGCGCGCUCCAGGCGCGCGGCGACGCGAGCACCCCAAGGAAGUACGGCAACGCCGACGAGGCGCUCGACACCGCGCCCUACGGCAUGGUGCCCAUGAUCCGCCAGCCCGACGCGACGCACUGA